GGCUGUAUUUCAGUCCAAGAUGUUGUUGUGGACCCGAUCCAUCAAUUCUGGAGUCAUUAUAAAAUGGAUAACAUGUGAGGAAUGAGGGCAGCACAGACACUGAUACUGAAGGACAAACUGUGAACAAAAACAAUAAAAGCUAACGAUCUGCUGUCGUUUUCAACUCACGCUGGCGAGCCAAUAACUCUGACAAAUACGUGCCAUGCUACAAAGAUAGGAGCGAUUUUUCACAUCUUUAUUUAAAGGUUAUUCUCUGACCAUAUUAGUCAAUUUCUCACCCCUGUCAGCUUGGAUUGUUCUUCAAAGUGAAAAUAAUCAAAAUCCUCCUAAUCAAUUCUCGCUGCACUGUUAAAAAUCAAUGCCCUAUAUAUUUUCAUCAGUAUUGAUGAGUCCCGGGCUGGUACUGGUCUGCAUUAAUGUGUAUCAAGUCAAUUUCAGAUUUUUUGGAAGCUGAAGAUGCCCUUAUGGGUGACUCACUUGGCCUCCAUGUUGGAUAAAUCGACGUGGAGCAGCGCUCAGUCAAUGAUUUCCGGGGAAACAUCCUCUGAGAGUUCUUCUCUCUCUGUGUGAAGGCAGCGUAGCUGGAUUAUAAUUUCUUAGGGCUUUAUUCCCACCUUUAAUUACUCCUUAAUCUGAUUCCAGUGCUACCUGGCGCCCUCCUCCUCCUCCUCCUCCUCCUGGUGAGUAGUGGUGUGGUCCACAGGGAGCUCAUCAUCACUUUAGAACGCACCAGAGACUUGGCACAAAAGGAGCCGCUCGCAGGCUAACGCAGGGACUGUCUCUUAUUACACAAGGGGGGGAACACACUUUUUGCAGUGUCUCGGAGACUCAGGACAAGCAUGGGCCGUAGACCCCCGUACUGACAUUCAGGGAACGAUCCAAUGAUGUGGAGGUGGUCAUAACGCACCGCAGCUGCGUAAAACUGGGUGUCCGUCCUGACAUUUGAAAGAUAGUUCCUUAUUUUUUUGAUCGGUUUUAAGCCAGAAUAUUCACAUGACGCAAAGUUUCACUUGGAGCCCAGGUUUCGUGGUGCUGAUACUGUGCGCCUGGCUGCUGAAGUCGAGAGUCUGUUUGCCGGAAACUCGCAGGGAAACAUGAACGGCUCUUUCUUCGACGUGACUCAGGGCGCACUUUUCAACGGGAGUCAAACCCUCGCCGAAACUUUGGCCACGUACUCUGGCAACGGCACAAACGAUGUGGUGACCGCAGAUGGCGGAGGGUCCCUGGUGCUGCUGCAGGAGGAGCGCAAACUCUUUGUCAUGCGUGUGGUGCAAAUAGCGGUGCUGUGUGUGCUCUCCCUCACGGUUAUGUUCGGCAUCUUCUUCCUCGGCUGCAACCUGAUGAUCAAAUCGGAGAGCAUGAUAAACUUCCUGGUGAAGGAACGCAGACCCUCCAAAGACGUGGACACGGUCAUGAUCGGACUCGGUUAGAUGUAGGAUGCCUCGCUACCGUGGACAGUUGGAGCGGAGAUCGAGUAACGGGAAAAUCCUGGUGCGCAUUUUUCCCCGGCGCAGGUCUAGACCUGCAUCUGCAUGUGUACUUCAUAGACGCCCUCUUUAUGUCCUGGUGAGGAUAGAUAUGCAAAAACUUCACAUUUGCUUCCGACAUUAAAAAGAGAGAAAACGCCAGGAACUGUACUUCUGACCCCGAUGUUGGUGCGUAAAAGUUGUGCGUAAAGAUGGGCAAUUGUUUACACGUGGGGCGAUAUGUUGAAUGUUUGGAGUGCUUUAUAUUUCUAAAAGAUUGCCAACUUGAACAAAGAUGUUUACAAGAUUUUACCUCAACUUCUUUUUCUUUAGAUAACUGUUAAUGGGUGUCUCCAGAACCGUCAAACGCAUGAUUGUGUUUCCUCAGAUCCAGGCGUUAGCUGCUGUGUUCCGUGGACUUAGUGGAUACGUGGGUCACUGAAGUAUUUUCUUGUUUGGUUAAAUAUUGUACAAAUCCUGAAAUCUUGCACGUUUUUCCAACAAACUCCGUCUGUGCUUAUUGGAGUGUUUACUGGUCCUUCUUGGCAUGCUCGCUGACUGAUCUGUGAAGUGAUCUUUGGAGCCGUUUUGCACUUUUGAAACCACUUGAUGCUGCAUGGAUUAUUUUGUACCAAAUAAUUAUAUGAACAUGAAAUAAAAAAAUAACUUUACGAUGCAAUUAAACACUGAAUCCCUCCGCUCUCUGUCGUGUUGUUACGUUGUUAAAAUCUCUCGUUUUAAUUAGAACAUAUUUUUUUAAUUUUGUUCAGAUGUUUUAGUUUUCUUC
This is a messenger RNA of Cynoglossus semilaevis (tongue sole), 2253 nucleotides long. RefSeq names its product reprimo-like (gene rprml). The record is from RefSeq and is a predicted model, not a curated record. The transcript has a single exon. NCBI's taxonomy places the organism in Eukaryota, Metazoa, Chordata, Actinopteri, Pleuronectiformes, Cynoglossidae. The coding region runs from base 1095 to 1430 and encodes 111 amino acids.